Sparassis crispa is the source of this 837-nucleotide messenger RNA. Its product is annotated as S-adenosyl-L-methionine-dependent methyltransferase. Lineage: Eukaryota; Fungi; Basidiomycota; Agaricomycetes; Polyporales; Sparassidaceae. The coding region runs from base 1 to 837 and encodes 278 amino acids. Gene Ontology annotation, molecular function: S-adenosylmethionine-dependent methyltransferase activity. The transcript is spliced from 5 exons. The record is from RefSeq and is a predicted model, not a curated record.
AUGGCUGCCACCGCAGAGCACCCAGUACACAACGUCGCCAAGGCCGGCUUCGGGACGGGGACGAACGAGCUCUACGAUCGUGCUCGGCCCUCGUACCCGCCUGCCGCCCUCUCCCACAUCCGCAAUGCCCUCGCUGCCUCUGCCCCACUCAACGUCGUCGAGAUCGGCGCGGGCACCGGCAUCUUCACCCGCGCGCUCCUCGCCCACCCCGACUGGUCCCAAUCCGUGAACCAGCUCCGCGCCAUCGAGCCUUCAGAAGGCAUGCGCGACGUCUUCGCAAAGUCCGUGCAUGACCCCCGCGUCUCCGUCGCCGAGGGCACCUUCGACUCCACCGGCGUCGACGACGGGUGGGCCGACCUCGUCGUCAUCGCACAGGCGUUCCACUGGUGCCUGGACUACGAUAAGGCCUCCGCCGAGUUCGCCCGCAUCCUCAAGCCCACCGGCAUCCUCGCCCUUAUCUGGAACCUCGAGAACAGGGACGGCGCGCCGUGGGUCGCCCAGCUGCGCGACCGCAUCGAGCCCGAAGAGCUGCGCACCCCCCAGUUUCGCCUCGGCCUCUGGCGCGCCAUGUUCGCCACCCCCUCCUACACCGCCCGCUUCGCCCCGCCCGACGAGCGCACCUGGUCCUACGCCCUCACCGGCACCCGCGCCCUCGUGCUCGACCGCGCCCAGAGCAAGAGCUACAUCGCCAUCCUCCCCCCGGACGACAAGGCCGCCGUCGUCCGCGAUAUCAACGCCGUUCUCGACCGCGCGGACGGGCUGGUCUGGCUCGAUCAGAAGGAGGGCGUGUUUGAGUAUCCGUACAAGACUUUGGUCGUGAUCGCGCGGAAGAAGUGA